This is a messenger RNA of Rhopalosiphum maidis (corn leaf aphid), 955 nucleotides long. It is a transcript of the gene Mic26-27, whose product is annotated as MICOS complex subunit Mic27. The coding region runs from base 127 to 879 and encodes 250 amino acids. The transcript has 6 exons. The record is from RefSeq and is a predicted model, not a curated record. Gene Ontology annotation, biological process: cristae formation. Gene Ontology annotation, cellular component: MICOS complex. NCBI's taxonomy places the organism in Eukaryota, Metazoa, Arthropoda, Insecta, Hemiptera, Aphididae.
AAAAUAUUAUCAAUAAUUACUUUUCUGCAUCAGCACCUACUUGUUCAAUGUUCUUCGCGCUCGUCUUUUAGUUGUAAAAUUUGUCUACUUGUUUGUUGUUUUUUCAUUGGCGAUUUAACUAAAAAAAUGAAGUUCAAAAGCAUUAUUAAAAAUAGAACUGCAAAAAAUGGAAUUUUAUUAACGGCCUAUGCUUAUACGGCAAUGCCAGUGGUAUUAGCCAAAGAUGAACAAGAACCUAAACUUGUCAGACCUAAAGAUUUAUCAAUAUAUCCUGACGAAUCCAAAGAAAAGAAAAUUGAAAAAGAAAAUGAUUGGCAACCAACAUUAGCAUUAGGGUCAAUUCAAAAAGUUAGAGAAGAAAUUGUCAAUCUAAAUCAACAAUGGUCCAAACUCAGAGAUAGAGUAUAUAUUUUCAUUCAGACUGGGGCCAGCCACACAGAAUCUUUUGUGAAUGAUUUGAGGCAAGAAAACAAUUCUACUCUUCGAGCUGGAUUUGUGGCUGGAAGCGGUUUAGCUGGCUUGUUAAUAGCAGCUAGAAAGGGAAAGUUUAAAAAACUCGUUUAUGCCACAACUGGAGCAUCAGCUGCAUUUUAUGUUGGUUAUCCAAAAGAAUCUGAAGAAGCUACUAAAAUCAUUAAACGUUAUUCCAUUGUUUCCUAUCAUUUGAUAAAUAAUGUAACUAAGGAUUUAACUGGUUUUGAGUUGCCACCAUUACCAUUACCAAAAGCUGAAUCCCAAUCAGACAAUUCUGAAGAAACCAGCAAACCUGAUUGGACAGAACUAUUCGUUUCAUUGUUUGAAUAUGUGAAAGAACCACUGGAAUCUUUAAAACAAAUGGUUUUUAAUGAAAAAAAUGGAACAGAUGACAAGGGCAAAUAACUACUCAAAAAAGUCUAUACAUAAUAUUAUAUUUGCUAGUACAUAGUUGUUACAAUAAACGUAUUUAGCAGUGAAA